This is a messenger RNA of Daphnia magna, 2771 nucleotides long. RefSeq names its product histone-lysine N-methyltransferase Suv4-20-like. Lineage: Eukaryota; Metazoa; Arthropoda; Branchiopoda; Diplostraca; Daphniidae. Bases 1 to 2052 code for a protein of 683 amino acids. Gene Ontology annotation, cellular component: nucleus. The transcript is spliced from 6 exons. The record is from RefSeq and is a predicted model, not a curated record. Gene Ontology annotation, molecular function: protein binding; histone H4K20 methyltransferase activity.
AUGGUGAUUCAGAGUCUAAAUAGCCGAGCAGCUUUUCGCUCACAGGGAUCAGGUAUGACUCCUAAAGAGCUUUCAGAAAAUGAUGAUUUGGCUACUGGGCUUGUUUUGGAUCCCUAUCUUGGCUUCUCUACCCACAAAAUGAAUCUUCGUUAUAGGCCACCCAAAGCCAACAGAGAAGAAUUAAAGCAAGCUGUCAUAGAUUUCAUUGAGCAUCAAGAUUAUGAGAAAGCAUAUAAACAACUGACAUCUAGUGAUUAUGUUUGGAAUUUUCUAGCUAACAAGAACAAACAGCAGCAAAUGAAUGUCAAAGAACAUAUUGUUCGUUAUUUGGGGAUGUUCCAUGAAUCAGCAGGCUUCACCAUUCAAGCCUGCUUUAGGUAUUCCAUGGAGGGACAAAAAGGAGCCAAACUUUGCACCACCAAAAGUGAUGAUGACCGGAUAAUUGGAGAUAAACUUUCACCACUUAUUCUAUUUUUCUGUACUGCUAGGUACAAAAAUGAGCAGAUUUCUUUGUUAGUUGGAUGCAUAGCUGAACUGAGUCCUGAUGAAGAAACUCAGUUGUUGCACCCUGGAAAGAAUGACUUCUCUGUAAUGUAUAGUUGCCGUAAAAACUGUGCACAGCUUUGGCUUGGACCAGCAGCAUUUAUCAAUCAUGAUUGCCGUUCUAAUUGCAAGUUUGUUGCCACUGGUCGCGGAACUGCCUGCGUUCGAAUUUUAAGAGACAUUGAAGCUGGUGAAGAAAUAACAUGCUUUUAUGGUGAAGACUUCUUUGGCGACAACAAUUGCUUUUGCGAGUGUGAAACUUGCGAAAGACGUGGCACAGGUGCAUUUGCUAAAAAUAAAAAAAGCAGUCCCGAAGCAACCGCAAAGGAAGAGCGAUACCGACUCCGUGAAACACAUUUGCGACUGAGUCGCGUGAAAAAGCAAACAGACAAGGAGCCGAUUGUGUCGCUGACGGGACGCUCUUCUCGAAAUCCACCCACCCCGGUGCCAAUAGAGGAUAGAGAUACUGUCCCAAGAGCACUAGACGUCAAAGAGCUAAGACGUAAAGGGCUCACUAGGUAUGAUGCUGAGUUGCUGGUGGCUCAAGGUUACGCUAUAUGUAAUGAGAGUAAAACUAAUAGUGAAGAAAACAGUGGUAAUAGUGGUAGUGCAAAUAACCACCAGGACGCGAAAGUAGUUCCUGCCACAACUCGUGUACGUGCCAAACGUCGCCGCCGAUCACAAACUUCAAAGGAAAUGAACGGAACAAAUAUGGCAACUACCCCACAUAAAAAUGUUGCCAGUCAUAGCGUUGAGCAUAAAAAACAAAGCACUGGAGCAGUAAGAAGCUUACGUUCUCGCACGGUCCGCGGUGUCGAGAGUGACGUGGUCCAAAAUACCGCCUUGGAAGGUUCUCAACCUGUCAAUAAUGAUGUAAAACAAUCCGGAAUGCGUUUACGAAACAAAAAAACCCUUGAAACAGCAGCACCGACGGAAACACCUGCUGUAGCCUACCCCGUUGCCACGACGGAGACCGAGUGCGUCAGUCACGAGAGUGAUGUUUACGAGUUCACCGAUUUCGAAAACGAUAAUGGACUUCAACGAGAAAGCCCGCCAGUGCCAGAGAAAGAAUCUACCACGGAAGAGAGGAAAGCUCGAUCAGCUACUCCUCCUCCGCCAUCUUCGCGUGAGCUUGCAGCUCACCAACCAGCGUUGAUGACGUCACCAGGUGGACGUCUUAAGCUGACACUUCGGAUGAAACGCAGUCCUGUCCUGGACGAAGUCAUUGAAUCCGGUAGCAGUAUGGGUGGUAACCACCAACAUCAACAGAAUAUGAUACCCGUUUACGAGGUCCUUCGAGUUGAAGGACUAGAAAUGGAUGGGGAAAACGAACAGGAACAAGCCCAUAAAAGCCGGGUACGUCGAAACCAAAGACGUAGGUCGCCAUCUUUAAUCCCCAAUUCAUCGAGAACGGGAGUGUUACCAACCACCAAACGAUUAAGACUGAUAUUUGGCAAUGAAUCGCACACUAUCGACCUACCUCCCACGAACUUUUCCUCAGUUGAGUGACCUAGUUCUUGUUCAUCCAGCAAGUGACCAAAUUUGGCCUAGCGACAUCAAUCUGCUAAAUUCGACAGUUUUAUGAAAUCGAGUGAUAAAUCAACCGAUAUAUAAGGAAAUGAAUAAGUUCAAUAUCAUUUAUUUCACAGCCAGUACUCAUACAUUCACUUGAUCUAUUUAAAUGUUUUUCUGUUCACCAACCAUUUCAUUUUCGGAUUCCAACAUGGCAAGCUGUAUCCUUCGGAAACUUACUGAUGUAUUCCCCUCGCAUUUGACCACCUUUUUAAAAAUGUCGAGUCACACGAUUUUAAUAUUUUCAUAUUUUUGUCUGCGCAGUAUUUCUCAAGUUUUGUUUUUCUCUUCAAAUUCAGACUAGCGCAGAUAGGAUUCGUUUACAAUUUGGCCGCAUCCUAGCUCCCUUCUCUUCCAAUUCUAUCUCGUUCCUAGUGACCUUUCUUCUUCGUCUAUCAUGCUUUAACUUUGAAACCAGGAAUUCUGCCCCUGCAUGUGUUCACUUAUUGGAGCCCCAGUAACACUUUUGAUGAGCGGAUCACCACCAGCAAUUCAGCUGUUAUUACUUGAGAUUGCUCCCGAUUCUACCAAGGGCAAAGUUUCUGCAAACGUGCCGUUCUUUUCAAUCUCAUCGGGUUCCUUAUUUUACCCCAUUAUUGAUAGUAGUAUCUAUUGAAGAGUACCGUGACGUUGAAUACAACUAUGGACGCAAGAAA